Messenger RNA from Ipomoea triloba (trilobed morning glory), 2626 nucleotides. RefSeq names its product something about silencing protein 10. Bases 319 to 2301 code for a protein of 660 amino acids. The transcript has 16 exons. Gene Ontology annotation, cellular component: small-subunit processome; nucleolus. The record is from RefSeq and is a predicted model, not a curated record. Gene Ontology annotation, biological process: maturation of SSU-rRNA from tricistronic rRNA transcript (SSU-rRNA, 5.8S rRNA, LSU-rRNA). NCBI's taxonomy places the organism in Eukaryota, Viridiplantae, Streptophyta, Magnoliopsida, Solanales, Convolvulaceae.
ACCCUUUCACAAGUUCACCCUUGGCACCUCUCACUCCCUCUCAGGAAAUUCACCGCCUCGCCGGAAUUUCGCCGACAACAGUUCCGGUAGCUGCGAAAAGGGCGAUAAAGAAGAGAAAAGGAGAGGUUUUCCUACUCUUUUUUCAGCUUUCUAGGUUUCUCUAUUUCUCAUCAGUAUACUCUGACGUAUUAAUCGCAUACUAUAUUGAGAGAACUAUUAUUCUAAAGAGGAGAGUGAGUACUGUGCGUUUUCCUACUCUUUUGGCUGCUAAAACCCGUCUUCUCCAUUUGGACGCGCUCGCGCAAAGAGAGAUUAGCUAUGGGAAGAAAAGCUGGAAAAUACAAGAAGAGGGAAAGCAAUCCCUCAAAAAAGUCUUCCAAAACGGACUUCUACAAUGAAGAUGAUGAUAUGAUGAACGAUGAAAUCGAUGCCUUUCACAAGCAGAGGGAUAUAAUUCCACUGGACAUUAACAAAGAUGUUGAUGAAGAGUCUGAUGAAGAUGAUGACCAUCCUGUGUAUGAUUUGGAGGAUGAUGAUGAGGAUGAUGAAGAUGAGGGGAACGAUGAUGAUGAUUAUGAUGAUGGCCUUGCUGCUAAAAUUUCAAAGCAACUAAAGUAUAUGCGGGCAAAAACGGGUGGGGUUGAUGAUGAAAUGCACGAUGAAUCUGAUAAAGAGGAGAAAAAGAGAACUGUGUGGAGUAGACACAAGUCGGUUUAUUACAACACUGAAAAUCUACAUUCAAGUGAUGAUGAUCUCCCAGCGGAGGAGGAAGAGGUUUUGAGAUUGCAGAAGGAAAAUGCUAAAGCUUUGUCAUUGGAAGACUUUGGUCUUGAAGAUGACAAAGAAGCAACAUUUGAGGAAAUUCUAGCCCAUGGUAAACCUGCUGUAAAAGAUUCUGCAGAUAAAGAACAGAACAAUGAAACCAGCAUUGCCUAUGAGAAAAUAAAGAAAGAUUUAAAUGCUUUGACAAGGGAAGAGCAAAUGGAUGUUGUCUAUAGCUCUGCCCCAGAAUUAGUUGGUUUAUUGUCUGAGCUUAAUGAAGCACAUGAGGAGCUUGAUAACAAAGUAAAUCCACUCUUGAGCAAGAUUAAUCUUGGAAGUGGAAAGAAAGGAGAAUUGCACUAUCUGGAGGUCAAAAGGCUUCUUCUGCUCUCAUAUUGCCAGGCUAUUACCUUCUAUCUACUUCUCAAAUCAGAAGGGCAACCUGUUUGUGAUCAUCCAGUUAUUUCUCGCCUCGUGGAUAUAAAGGCUUUGUUGGAUAAGAUGAAAGAACUUAAUGGGAAUCUUCCUUCUGAAGUUGAAAUUCUUUUGAGCAAGGGUGGUGGUACUGAAGCCGAAGAGAGAUUGGUUACAGGGGAUGUUGCCUUUGAAUCUGAGCAUCCACCAAAUCAAAAUCCCUCUGUGGUUGUAGUUGACACUCAAGUUACAGAGCCUAAUGGAGCUGCCGAAUCAGUGGAGUUGAAUAGUCCAAAGGAGUACAAUAAAACUCAUUCAAAGCGGAAGCUUCAGGUAGGUCAUGAUGACCAAGUGGGUGUACAAAGCAUGGAAAUGUUGAAAAUAAGAGCAGCUCUUGAGGAGAAGCUGAAACAUAAAGGUGUCUUCAGUUCUUUAGCAGCAAAACAUGAAAACUCUAAGAAACGUCUACGACCAGUGAAUGGACAACUUGCAACCUUAGAAGAUUUUGAUGAUGAUGCCAUGGACAUAGAAGGAGGUGUUCAUGGGGUGGCAAAUGGUAAUGCCCAUUUGCCACGUCCAAGUAAACUAUCUAAGCUUGUGACUCAAGUAAAUAAAUCCAAGCAGUUUAUUUCUGGUGAUGAUGACUUGCCAAAACGAGAUGAUAUUGGGGAGAGGCGAAGGAAACAUGAGUUGAGAGUUCUUGCUGGAGCUGGUAUCAAAUCUGCAGAUGAUGUUGAAGAUGAGUCUGCGGACCUCUCAAGUGAUGGGGAUGCAAAUGGUGAAACAGACUCAGACUUGGAGUUCUACAGACAAGUAGAGAAAAAGCAUUCUGCAAAGGUUGCUGCUAAAAAGCAUUCAAGGACCAAAUUAGUCUCGUCUCUACCUGAAACCACUGUAGACGGGAAGCGCCAGAUUAAUUACCAGAUUGAGAAAAACAGGGGGCUAACUCGUAAUCGUAACAAGAAAGGCAAAAAUCCAAGGAAGAAGUACAGGUCAAAGCAUACAGAAGCUGUUAAGCGUAGGAAAGGACAGGUGCGGGAGAUCAAGAAACCCUCUGGUCCUUAUGGCGGAGAAGCUUCUGGUAUUAAUGCUGGUAUCAGCCGUAGUUUACGAUUCAAGAACUAAGUUCUUGUGCCAUUUUGAUACAUUCGACGUAGCAAAGAUCAUCAUGGUUGUGGGUUCCAUGAUGCAAUCCUGUUCUUGUAGGUUGGUCCAAACUGGAUUUUGUUGUAUGCUUGUUUUAAGGAUUUAUUUAUUGAAAUCUUUUCAGAUAUAUUCGUCCUAGGUUUCAUCAUCAUCUUACAUAUAGACAUCAAUUAUUUGGGAUACGAUUUCAAGUGCUGUGCUUUUGCAGCCACCUGAGUUCCAAUUUUGUUGUACGAGACUGAUGUACUCACUAUUUCUUAAUAUAUGAGUAUAUGACCCCAAGUAUUUGGGCAUUUAUAACUUA